Messenger RNA from Colletotrichum graminicola M1.001, 1200 nucleotides. RefSeq names its product eukaryotic aspartyl protease. Bases 1 to 1200 code for a protein of 399 amino acids. Gene Ontology annotation, molecular function: aspartic-type endopeptidase activity. NCBI's taxonomy places the organism in Eukaryota, Fungi, Ascomycota, Sordariomycetes, Glomerellales, Glomerellaceae. Gene Ontology annotation, cellular component: fungal-type vacuole. The record is from RefSeq and is a predicted model, not a curated record. Gene Ontology annotation, biological process: proteolysis. The transcript is spliced from 3 exons.
AUGAAGAGCACUCUCCUCACCGCGGCCGUGUUGUUGGGCGCGGCCCAGGCCGAAGUCCACAAGCUAAAGCUCAAGAAGGUUCCUCUUGAGGAGCAACUGAACGCUGUCCCCAUCGAGCACCAGGUCAGACAGCUGGGCCAGAAGUACAUGGGCACUCGUCCCAAUAACCAUGCCGACGCCAUGUUCAACCAGAAGCCCAUCCAGACGGACGGUGAACACCCCGUGCCUGUCAGCAACUUCAUGAACGCUCAGUACUUCUCUGAGAUUCAGAUCGGAACCCCUCCCCAGACCUUCAAGGUUGUUCUGGACACUGGAAGCUCAAACUUGUGGGUGCCUUCCCAGCAGUGUGGCAGCAUUGCCUGCUACUUGCACACCAAGUACGACUCGUCAGCCUCUUCUACCUACAAGUCCAACGGCUCUUCUUUCGAGAUUCAUUACGGAUCUGGCAGCUUGACUGGCUUCGUCUCCCAGGACGAUGUGUCCAUCGGCGACCUCAAGAUCAAGAAGCAGGACUUCGCCGAGGCCACCAGUGAGCCUGGCCUGGCCUUUGCCUUCGGCCGUUUCGACGGCAUUCUUGGUCUUGGCUAUGAUACCAUUUCCGUCAACAAGAUUGUCCCCCCCUUCUACAACCUUGUUAACCAGAAGGCCAUUGACGAGCCCGUCUUUGCUUUCUACCUUGGCGACACCAACGAGGAAGGUGAUGAGAGCGAGGCCACGUUUGGUGGCCUUGAUGAGUCUCACUACGAGGGCAAGGUCACUUACAUCCCUCUCCGCCGCAAGGCGUACUGGGAGGUUGACCUCGAUGCCAUCUCCCUCGGCGACGAGACCGCUGACCUCGAGGGUCACGGUGCCAUCCUCGACACUGGCACCUCCCUUAACGUUCUUCCCUCCGCUCUUGCUGAGCUUCUCAACAAGGAGAUUGGUGCCAAGAAGGGCUACAACGGCCAGUACUCUGUUGAGUGCUCCAAGCGUGACGAGCUCCCCGACAUCACCUUCACCCUUGCUGGUUACAACUUCAGCAUCUCCGCCUACGACUACGUCCUGGAAGUCUCUGGAAGCUGCAUCUCCACCUUCCAGGGCAUGGACUUCCCCGAGCCGGUCGGCCCUCUCGUUAUUCUGGGAGACGCCUUCCUCCGCCGGUGGUACUCUGUUUACGACCUCGGCAAGAACGCCGUUGGUCUGGCCAAGGCUAAGAAAUAA